Postia placenta MAD-698-R-SB12 is the source of this 6213-nucleotide messenger RNA. RefSeq lists its product as hypothetical. NCBI's taxonomy places the organism in Eukaryota, Fungi, Basidiomycota, Agaricomycetes, Polyporales, Adustoporiaceae. Gene Ontology annotation, cellular component: THO complex part of transcription export complex. Gene Ontology annotation, molecular function: mRNA binding. Gene Ontology annotation, biological process: mRNA export from nucleus; mRNA processing. The record is from RefSeq and is a predicted model, not a curated record. The transcript has 23 exons. The coding region runs from base 1 to 6213 and encodes 2070 amino acids.
AUGGAGAUCGUUGACGAAGUGCAACGGUCCGUUGCGCAGUGGGAGAACGGAGGCUCGGAAAGAUGCCUGCAAAUAACCGCCGCCCCGCAUGCAAAUCCUACUGACCCAGACUGCAGUGACGUCCUCUCAACAGUCUACCAAGCACUCAUAGUAUCCACACUCCUGAGCUGGUCCCCGAAAACGGCCCUCACUGUCGACGCUUUCAUUUUGUUUGUCCAGGCAGUCCUUGAGCGCUUCCCGUCGUCGUCUUCCACGUCGACCAAGUCGUCUUAUGUCGCUGCCUUUGGCGAGUUGCUUGUCGAUAUAUUCUGGUCCGUCGACGCGGAGCUGGAAGAGAUCUUGGCAGACAUCAGAACGGUGACAACAGCUGCUGACCAGGCGAAUCGCCAGGGUAGUGAUGCAGUCGACAAGGAUGCCGUAGCGAAGGCCGUGAAGUCGAAGCACGAUGCGGAGGCGGACAAGGCAAUGCUGGCUGGAAUUAUCCGCCGGCUACUCUCCAUCGAAGUGCUGGAUCCGGAUGUUUGCAGAGAACGAUUGGACCUGGCUCUUAUUGCUGAUGCUGGUCUGAUUGCGGACAAGAGCACGUUUGACAGGAAGGAGAUACGGACACGUACCGGCCUUUUUUACAAGCAGAACAAGUUCAACUUGCUUCGUGAGCAAUCCGAAGGCUACAGCAAGCUAGUCGUCGAGCUCACGAGCUGCUUGGGCCCUCCGCACUCAUCUGCCACUGGGCAGCCCGUGGAGUCGCGAGCAGCAAUCGAGGCCCGGGCCCGUCCGGCCUGGGAGCGCGUUGUUGGAUUGAUCGGUUAUUUCGACCUCGAUCCCAACCGUGCUCUCGACGUCAUUCUAGAUGUGUUUUCUGCGCAUCUUGCCACCCACCACAGCUUUUUCGUCUCGUUCCUGUCAUUUUCGCCAUGGGCGCCUCGCUCUAAGCCAGUCAAUUCGCCAGAUAGUGAUGAAGCCAUGGCAGUCGAUCCUGAUCCGCCGAAGUACAGAGGGAAGACACUGGACGAUGUUCUUAGUUUGGCAGAGGACCUGUCUGGUAAAUCGGCCGAGGAUCCGCAAUUGCCAGGACCGGCACACGGUAAUCCCUCUCGCGUGUUGGCGCAGGUCCUGGGGUUCAAGUUCGCGCACUAUCAGCAUUCCGAGGUCACGGAACCGGCACCGACGAGCUUAUAUCUUAUGGCUGCCAUCCUGAUCCGCGAAGACUUUAUCUCAUUGGACGAGCUUUAUCCUCACAUCGCUCCCACGGAGGAUGGGAUGGACGAGUCAUACCAACGCUACCUCGCGAAGGUUAAGGAGCGAAUAUCGAGUGCGAAACUCAGUCAGCUCGCCCUGGCUGCCCCUCUGGAAUCUACUGGCUCUGCGCCGUCGAGGUCGAGACCGACUGCUAGCCAGGAGGCAAACAAACCCAGCCAGCCUAAAGAGCUGCCGAAUCAGAAGGUCGGCCUACUCAAUGCUUUGCUCGCCAUUGGUGCUCUUCGGCCUGCUAUCGCCGUCAUGACUAAAUACCCGUGGAUUGUGGACGCGUACCCGGAGAUUGCUGAUCUGAUGCUUCGGGUUCUAAAGCACUCCAUAGGCCCGCUCUACGAGAGCCUGUUCGCAAAGGACAAAAUGCCCAACUGUGCCGUUCCUCGAGCACGGUAUGGCUCAAGCGGUGUUAUCCCUGCGCCCGAGCCGAAGCGCGUUUUGACGCUAUGGGCCCCAACGCCCCCAAGAACGAGUAGCAUACAAUUCGUGUUCUUCUUCCCGGAAUGGGUGCAACGCAUCCCAGUCUGCUCUUCCUUGGACGAUCUGGAGGACGUGGCGGAACCAUUACUGCAAUUCGUUGGGUUGCACAUCUCGCGCGAGCCAGCGUUUAUAACAAAAUUGUUGAGACUAGCCCGCAACCAUCUCGCGACGACUGCGACCUUCGACCAUAGAUCGUCGGGUGUCCUCAAUCGUGAACAUCCCAUCCAGGAGUUCUGGUAUAAGGCCCUACGCCGCUAUGUGAUCCCCGCUUUACCACUGAUCCGCGCUAAUGCGGUCUGCGCGGUGGAAGUUUGGAACAUCUUGAAGCUGUAUGAGAUCACACUACGCUGGCAGUUGUAUGGAGAGUGGAAGACGAGCAUCUACCAGUCGCAUCCAGAGCUGAGGUGUCGGCAAAUCCAGGCAGAUCGCGAGUCCAAGAGUCUCCUUCGUCGCCUCUCAAGCAACACGGUCGACUCCUUGUCUAGCUCAGUUGCCAAACUGGCGUACUCGGAUCCCUGCAUUUUCUUUGCCAAUGCUAUCAAUCAAAUCAUGGCAUAUGACAAUCUGGCAGACGUAGUCAUUUCGGCAUUGGGCUAUGUAACUCUCAUGGCGUUCGACGUGCUCUGCUACAUCACUCUAGAUGCGCUGGCGACUCCCAACAAGGAAAGACUCAAGGACGACGGUGUGAACAUCGCGGACUGGUUACAAAGUCUGGCAUCGUUCACCGGGACGCUCUUUCGCCGCUACGGUGCCGAUAUCACUGCGCUGAUCAAGUAUAUUGUGCACCAACUGCAUAAUGGACAGACGACCGAACUUAUUGUGCUACGGGAGCUCAUCUGGAAAAUGGCAGGCAUCGAGCCAUUGCCCAGCUUGUCAGACUCGCAAAUUGCAGCAAUGGCUGGUGGACCUACUCUUCGCAUCGAAGCAGUCGCCUCAACUACGCGAGGUUCACGUCUUGAACUCAAUGACAUUGCGCAGAAGGCUCCGCGACGUCUGGGAUAUAGCUUGUUGGAAACCAACCUCGCCCUGCCUCUUCUUAUCCAAGUGGCACAGCAGCGACAGGCUUGUAUCUACCAGGCCCCGAACGCGCAUCUCAAGCCGUUGGCCAGUUUGUACGAUGUGACGCAUGGUGUUCUACUUCAAUACCUCGAGUUGCUCAAUGCUCCGUCGAUCAUCUCUCCACAAGAGUAUGCCCAGAAAGUGGUGCCGCCGCUAGCAGAACUCAGCGAGAAAUAUGGCAUCUGUGCCCCCAUCUGCAUGCAGAUCGUGCGGCCAAUACUCAACGCAGCACUUUUGUCGGCUGCUUUGAAGAUGCAAGAGAAAGAGCGGAUCGCAAGCGAGGAAGCCGAGAAGCGUCUCAAGGCAGCUUUGACCGCCAAACGCGAACCCAACGCCUCUACUUCUCGUGUCGCAUCACCAAGCAUCGGUGAUUCUGCAGCGCCUGCUGAUGGCGUCUCGGAGACGAAAGCCACCAACCCCACGGAUACACCCAUGGCUGAUGCUUCCCUCGAGUCGUCAGACAGUCGGGUGAGCGUUGGGCCUGCUCCGACUGAGAAUCCAUGGCUACCUGAAUUGUAUGCUCUGUUUGACGACGUAAAGAGGAUUGCACCAGGGAAUGCCGCUGAAGUUAUUGGGCCUGGGUUCUACGUAUCUUUCUGGCAGCUUUCCACGUAUGACCUUACACCUCCUGGAGCGAGAUACGAGGAAGAGUUAGUUACGCUCCGCGCGCUUGCUCAACAAGAGGACUAUCAAGCCAAUGUAUCUGAGCGGUCGAUGGACCGGACUAAACGCCAGAACGGUAUCCAGCAUCGGGACAGACGAAGUCGAUAUACUGCUUUCGUGGAUAUGUUGGGGCGAGAGUACAAGGAGCAGACAAUUGCUCGGGCCUUCACUAUCAAACGCCUGGCUCGCGAAAAGCAACAUUGGUUCGCGCACAACCCGAAGGCUGCUGUUCUGGCAUCUUCCUUCAUUGAACAUUGUCUGCAGCCGCGAUGCUUGUUGUCACCGAUGGAUGCGGAUUUCUGCGCACAGUUCAUCAAAGUGGUCCACAUGCAAGGAACACCGGGGUUCUCUACACUCAUGUGUUAUGAUAAGAUUCUCGGGGAUCAUAUCAAGGUUGUCAUAUUCUCUUGCAGUGAAUACGAAGCGAAGAACUACGGUCGUUUCCUCCUCGGCGUCCUUACUGAUCUAUCUAAAUGGUUCAAAGACGAGCAAUCGUUCAAGCAAGACAAUCGCACGAAGAGCGGAGGAAAGAUAACUUAUCUACCGGGACUGCAGCGAAAGUGGUCGCAGAAAAACAUCGUAGCCCCAGAGGAUUUGAUUACCUGGCAUGACUACAAGACGAUCGUCAAGAAAUGGCAUCGCAAACUUUGUAGAUGUCUUCUCGACUGCAUUGAGACUGGGGAGUUCAUGCAUGUUUACAACGCGAUCAUUGUUCUCAAGGAAAUAUUGCCCGUCUUCCCUGUCGCCGCUGUUAAUGAGUUCGCUGGCAACAUGCUCCAUGUGGCGAUGGAGCGCUUCCUGGACAAGGAGACAAGAGGUGAUCUGAAGAUAUUGGGCAGAGCAUACACAGCGAGUCUUAAGAAGCGAGAACCGAUAUGGACGGCGCCGAAGCCUCAGCAGAGAGCUCCUGCCGCUAGACCUGCUAAUGGCACUGAAAAGGCUCGUGGCACCCCCUCUACACUUUCGGGCUCUCCUGAUGAUGGCCGACAGAGGGCAAAUGGGCCUCCGGCAUCAACACCCACUGCGCCGCGCGCUCAAUCAAAUGCAGUAAAUGGUUCCUCGCAUGUGUCUCAAGCUCAACUAACGUCGACGUCCACUAAGCUGGCUAUGGAGAGUAUACCGCGUCCUGAAGUUGUUAAAAGGGUGAGACCUGAGGCAAAAACCUCGGAGCAAAGACAAGACGUGGGCAUCGCUAAUGGAGCGAAGGAUGAGCCCAUGCAGGUAGACGUUAGGCGACCGGAGACCACCCCUGCAGCUCUCCCAACGGGACCUCGUGUUCCCCCGUCAGAACGUCCAUCGAGAGAUGACAAUCAGCUGCAGUCCAUUCCACCAAGCGGGCCUUCGAACAAAGAUAUAUCUCGCCUGUCCCAGAGCUCCCGACCACCUACACCUACUCAGCCUCUCGCGAAUCGCCCUACCUCUGCUCGCGACAUUCCGAAAUCACCUCGCAUGGGGCCUAUGGAUGCAAAGGCGUCCCGUUCGGAGAUUUCCCAAGUUAUGCCGCCGCCUUCCAUUCCAAGUCAGACACUUUCAGCCGAAAAGCUGAGGGAGAAUGCGAAGCAAGGCCGCGGCUCUGAAAGAUCAGACGAGAAACCUACUCAAGGACCAGUCGACCCGGUACUAGGAACCCAAGCCUGGAGAGCCGUGCUAGUGGAGGCCGCCGUUCUGCCCGUGCCGAUGGGGAUCGUGGUGACGAAAAGCGAGCAGAACGGGAUAGCCGACAAGACGCCAGGGAGCUGUCUCGCCGCGACUUGCAACCCCAUGGUCGAGAUGACCGACGACGGGAAUCUGACAGAGAGAAAGAUCCAGAUCGUGACAGAGAGAGGGGCCGCGAUAGACAUGGAGACAGAGAAAGGGUUCGCGAACGGGACCGUGAUCGCGAGCGCGACAGAGACCGCCGAGAAAGGGAGCGGGAUCGUGACCGGGACAGGGACCGGCAUCGUCGAGAUGAGAAGGACCGCGACAGAGAGAGCAGAAAGGAACGAGAUACCGUCAACCGUGGCGCGUCUGCUCUCCCACCCAUCGCGGCGCCUGUCGACGAUCGUGGUCUGCCUUCCAGGCCGGAUAUACCGCGUCAUCGCGACAUGCCGCAUCCAGAUGAAGGAAUGGGCAAGAGGCGGCGGCCCACGGACGAUGAGGCGGAAAGACCGUGAACAGGCUGAGAACGAGGGCAAGGGUCUUUCGAUUGACACGAAGUUCGGGGACAAACGCAUCCCCGAAGGGCCUGCGUCAGGCAAGUCAUUACCGCCCACAACUCCGUCUGCCCCGCGUGCAAUGGCGACUGGAGACGCUUCGCGACUAACCAGAUCCGACUCGACGUCGGGCCGUGAUAGGGAGUGGAAGCCAAGGGAUCCGCCUCCGAAUGCGCCCACCGGACCUGCGAACUCUGGCGGCGUCACCGCAACGCAGGAAGCCUCCCAUGGGUCAUUAGGUAGCUUGCGAUCGCGGAUAGGUGACAAGGAGCUUCCUAGAGCCCCUGCACAAGCCUCUUCUGACUACCGAUUGGAAGCGGGAGCAGACCGCAAGCCGGACUCGGCAAGAGAUGAAGAGCGGGAUGGCAGCAGGAAGCGGACAUUGUCAGAACGGGACAAGGAUUCGGGCGAAUCGCCGCUCAACCCCAACGAGGUUAUGGCGCAGCCUCCCAAGCGACCUCGCAUCAAUCGCAACCGUUACAGUGCCGUACCUGCCCAUGGCUUGGCCAAGAAGCUGCUCCCCAUAGACCCCCAGGCGGAAAAGACGCGUGCUGGUCGCAACAACUGA